This is a messenger RNA of Lodderomyces parapsilosis, 2175 nucleotides long. Its product is annotated as tRNA (cytosine-5-)-methyltransferase. Gene Ontology annotation, biological process: tRNA methylation. The coding region runs from base 1 to 2175 and encodes 724 amino acids. The transcript has a single exon. Gene Ontology annotation, cellular component: nucleus; cytoplasm. The record is from RefSeq and is a predicted model, not a curated record. Lineage: Eukaryota; Fungi; Ascomycota; Pichiomycetes; Serinales; Debaryomycetaceae. Gene Ontology annotation, molecular function: tRNA binding; tRNA (cytidine-N5)-methyltransferase activity.
AUGCCAAAGAGAAACUCCAGAAGAAACAACAAAGGGAAAAACUUCACCAGACAAAACACUGGCAAUGACAAUCCAACAUGGAAGGAAGUAGUCAGAGAAAAUGAAGUAUGGGAAGAGUACUACAAAGCGAUGAAUAUCAUUCCCGACAAUGAGUGGAGUGACUUCAAAAAGGCUUGUCAAUCAAACCUUCCAAUGACUUUCAGAAUUACAGGAAGCAGAAAGCAUGCAGAGGAAAUUAGAAAUAUUUUCAUCGAUAGGCACUAUAACAACUUACGAGGAAAGGAAUAUGAAGGAGUGGACUUGACCCCUAAAAACAUUGAAUUUUAUCCUGACAAAUUAGGUUGGCAAAUAGAUGUUAGUAAACAAGUUAUCAAGAAGCAGAAAGAUUUCGCCAAAACACAGAGAUUCUUGGUUGUGGAAACAGAAGUGGGUAACAUCAGUCGACAAGAGGCAGUUUCUAUGAUACCGCCUUUGCUUAUGGAUGUUAAACCUGAGCAUUAUGUGUUAGAUAUGUGUGCUGCACCUGGGUCAAAGACUGCCCAAUUAGUUGAGGCUUUGCAUGCUAACGAUGAGAAACAAUUGCCUACGGGAUUCGUAUUGGCAAAUGAUUCGGAUUACAAAAGAAGUCAUAUGUUAGUUCAUCAAGUUAAGCGAUUAAACUCACCAAAUUUUCUAGUCGUCAACCAUGACGCUCAAUUGUUUCCUCGCCUCAGGUUGAAUGGUCAUAAAGAGUACUUGAAAUUUGACAGAAUACUUUGUGAUGUACCUUGUUCUGGUGAUGGUACAAUGAGGAAAAAUAUUAACAUUUGGAAAGAUUUUAGAACAGGUAACGCAAUUGGAUUGCAUCCGUUACAGUACAAGAUUUUGAACAGAGGAUUGCAAUUGUUGAAAAAAGGUGGAAGGCUUGUCUAUUCAACUUGUUCAUUAUCGCCAAUUGAAAAUGAGGCUGUCGUUGCUGAAGCAUUGAGAGAGUGGGGAGACAAGAUAAAACUUGUUGAUGUAUCAAAUGAACUUCCUGGUUUGAAAAGACGUCCUGGUAUUUCUACUUGGCCAGUUUUCGGAAAAGACAUGAAGCUCAAGGAAAAGGGGGAAGAUGGACUAGUUGAUUCGUUAUUCCCGCCAACGAAGGAAGAGGAGGAAGCCUUUGGUUUGGACAAAUGUGUAAGGGUUUAUCCUCAUUUGCAAAACACAGGUGGGUUUUUUAUUACCGUGUUUGAGAAGAACGAUCCAGAAACAAACAAGAGGCAAGCUGAGGAGUCCGAUGAGGAAGAGCAAGAGGCGAAAAGACAAAAGACCGAAUUAUCGAGUGAGAAAAAAGAGGAGAACUCUGAUCCCAGUGUGGGAGAGAAUUCCGAGGAGCAUGUCCCUGUUGCAGCUGCAUCAAAACCAGUGGAAAAGAAACUGCGAUUACCUCGAGAUGCAAAUGAGGAGCCAUUUGUUUUUCUUGAUCCCAACAACGAAGAGUUGGCAAAGUGCUAUCCAUUUUAUGAUUUCUCAAAUGCUUUUUCCGAUGACUGUGCUCUAGUGAGAAAUGCAACUGGUGAACCUUUGAGAACGAUAUAUUAUGUCUCCCCCAUAAUCAAAGAAAUUCUUACCGCGGACGAUCAAAAGUUGAAGUUGGUACAUGGUGGUAUCAAGUUAUUUGUUGCCCAAAGGAAUGAUGUCGGAAUUUGUCCAUGGAGAGUUCAAACUGAAGCUUUGCACACAAUUGAGCAUUUUAUUGGAACAAAAAGACACUUGACAUGUAAUUUGGAACUCUUGAAAUAUUUGUUUGUCAAUGCUUUCCCCAAAGUGGAAGACUUGAAGCAGUCCAGUUUAGACGAGGAGUUUUCCAAAAAGUUGGAUGGUUUGGAGGAAGGUUGUUUAUUUUUGACUGUCAAGCGUGGUGAUGGUUUAGAAGACUUGUUUUUGCCUCUUUGGAAGGGAAGAUCGAAUGUCAAUUUGAUGGUGAGUAAAAAGGAUACCCACGAGUUGCUUUAUCGUGUUUUUGAUAUUGAGACUAAUGCAAAGGAUGAGGGUAAAGAAAGGAUCUAUCAAGAGAAAGUAGAGGCUGCUAAGAAGGCAAGAGCAGAAAAUAUGACCCCAUCGAUUGAGCCAGAAGUGUGUGAGCAAAAUAUAAUUGAGCCAGUGUCACUGAAAGGAGAAAGUGCGGAAGGAGCAGAGACUGAGAAGUAG